Marmota monax (woodchuck) is the source of this 2897-nucleotide messenger RNA. It is a transcript of the gene Pfkp, whose product is annotated as phosphofructokinase, platelet. Gene Ontology annotation, biological process: fructose 1,6-bisphosphate metabolic process; fructose 6-phosphate metabolic process; canonical glycolysis. Gene Ontology annotation, cellular component: 6-phosphofructokinase complex; cytoplasm; membrane. The transcript has 23 exons. Bases 90 to 2618 code for a protein of 842 amino acids. The record is from RefSeq and is a predicted model, not a curated record. Lineage: Eukaryota; Metazoa; Chordata; Mammalia; Rodentia; Sciuridae. Gene Ontology annotation, molecular function: AMP binding; ATP binding; 6-phosphofructokinase activity.
GGCGGCGGUUCCGAGGCCCGCGAGCGUGGGCCGGGUCCUCACUGCUUGCUGCGCACCCGAGCGAACCGGCGGUCUCCGGCCUCCUCGCCAUGGCCAGCAACGUCCCACCGACCCCCAGGGGAUCCUUCCCGAGGUACCUGGAGCACCUCUCCGGGUCCGGCAAAGCCAUCGGUGUGCUAACCAGCGGCGGGGAUGCCCAAGGUAUGAACGCUGCUGUCCGUGCUGUGGUGCGCAUGGGAAUAUACGUGGGGGCCAAAGUGUACUUUAUAUAUGAGGGCUACCAAGGCAUGGUGGAUGGAGGCUCUAACAUUGUGGAAGCCAAAUGGGAGAGCGUAUCCAGCAUCCUACAAGUGGGUGGAACGAUUAUUGGCAGUGCCCGUUGCAAAGCCUUUCACACUCGAGAAGGUCGCUUACAGGCUGCUGGUAACUUGGUCCAGUGGGGCAUUACCAACCUGUGCGUGAUCGGUGGGGACGGAAGCCUCACAGGGGCCAACAUCUUCCGGAAGGAGUGGAGCGAACUGCUGGAGGAGUUGGCCAAGAAUGGUAAGAUCAGCGAGGAAGCCGUGACGAAUUACUCUUACCUUAACGUGGUGGGCAUGGUGGGUUCCAUCGACAACGACUUCUGUGGCACAGACAUGACCAUCGGCACGGACUCUGCCUUACACAGGAUUAUGGAAGUCAUUGAUGCCAUCAUGACCACUGCCCAGAGCCACCAGAGGACCUUCGUUCUAGAAGUGAUGGGGAGACACUGUGGGUACUUGGCCUUGGUGAGUGCCUUGGCCUGCGGAGCAGACUGGGUGUUCCUCCCAGAGUCUCCACCAGAAGAGGGCUGGGAGGAAAACAUGUGCGUCAAACUUUCAGAGAACCGUGCCCGAAAAAAAAGACUGAAUAUUAUCAUCGUGGCUGAAGGAGCAAUUGAUACCCAAAAUCAACCCAUUUCCUCUGAGAAAAUCAAGGAUCUUGUGGUGAAGCAGCUGGGAUUCGACACUCGAGUGACUAUUCUUGGACAUGUGCAAAGAGGAGGGACCCCUUCAGCAUUUGACAGGAUUUUGGCUAGUCGCAUGGGAGUGGAGGCGGUCGUUGCCCUGCUGGAGGCCACCCCCGAGACCCCGGCCUGUGUGGUGUCGCUGAGUGGAAACCAAGCUGUGCGCCUGCCCCUGGUGGAGUGUGUGCAGAUGACCCAGGAUGUACAAAAGGCGAUGGAUGAGAGGAGAUUUAAAGAUGCUGUACGACUCCGAGGAAGGAGCUUUGAGGGCAACCUGAACAUCUAUAAGCGACUGGCCAUCAAGUUGCCUGAUGAUCAGAUCACAAAGAGCAACUGCAACGUGGCUGUCAUCAACGUGGGGGCACCUGCUGCUGGGAUGAACGCGGCCGUGCGCUCCGCCGUGCGAGUGGGGAUCGCAGACGGCCACAAGAUGCUGGCUAUCUAUGAUGGCUUUGAUGGCUUUGCCAAGGGCCAGAUCAAAGAAAUCGGCUGGUCAGAUGUUGGAGGUUGGACUGGCCAAGGAGGGUCCAUUCUUGGGACAAAACGUGCCCUGCCCGGGAAGUUCUUGGAAGAGAUUGCUGAGCAGAUACGUGCUCAUAGUAUCAAUGCCCUCUUGAUCAUUGGUGGAUUUGAGGCCUACCUGGGACUCCUAGAGCUGUCAGCGGCCCGGGAGAAAUACGAGGAGCUCUGUAUCCCCAUGGUUAUGGUUCCUGCCACUGUCUCCAACAAUGUGCCCGGUUCCGAUUUCAGCAUCGGGUCAGACACAGCUCUGAACACUAUCACCGACGCUUACUCCAGCGCGAUCAUGAUGGCUAAUGCUCGCGACAGCCACGAGGAGUUUUGCAUCCCUGUGUGCGUUCUGCCUGCUACCAUUAGCAACAAUGUCCCAGGCACAGACAUAAGUAUUGGCUCUGACACUGGCCUGGAUGCAGUGGUUGAGACAUGUGACAGAAUCAAACAGUCGGCCAGCGGGACCAAGCGUCGAGUGUUCAUCAUAGAGACCAUGGGGGGCUACUGUGGCUACCUGGCCAACAUGGGGGGCCUCGCAGCUGGAGCUGAUGCUGCCUACAUUUUUGAAGAGCCAUUUGACAUCAGAGAUCUACAGUCCAACGUGGAACACCUGACAGAGAAAAUGAAGACCUCCAUCCAGAGGGGUCUUGUGCUCAGGAAUGAGAGCUGCAGUGAGAACUACACCACGGACUUCAUUUACCAGCUCUACUCGGAGGAAGGCAAAGGGGUGUUUGACUGCAGGAAGAACGUGCUGGGCCACAUGCAGCAGGGUGGAGUACCUUCUCCAUUUGAUAGAAACUUUGGAACCAAAAUCUCUGCCAGAGCCAUGCAAUGGAUCACCACUAAGCUGAAAGAGUCCUAUGGCAAAGGAAAGAAAUGUGUUUCUGACGACUGCAUCUGUGUGCUGGGAAUAAGCAAAAGAAAUGUCCUUUUCCAACCUGUGGCAGAUCUAAAGAAGGAAACAGAUUUUGAGCACAGGAUUCCCAAAGAACAAUGGUGGCUGAAACUGCGGCCUCUUAUGAAGAUCUUGGCCAAGUACAAGGCAAGCUUCGACGUGUCUGACUCUGGUCAGCUGGAGCCCGUGCAAGACCAGAAUACUCAAGGGGAACCUGCGGCCAUCUGAGUGCUGUGCUGACCAUCAAAAUGACGUGUUCAGUGAGGCCUGGAACUUACCGGGACCAUCUUUUUGUAACAUUUAAGUUAUUUAUCGGCACUUUACGCAAGUAUUGUUGGCAGUAACAGCUAAUCAGAAAGCAUCAGUUACCAGUGUCAUCUUAUCCCAAUCAUCUGCGACAUAAACCCCUACCCAUUCCAGUGAGUUGUCUCCUCCCCCUUGUAUUCUAUCUUCAUGCUUCAAAAUGUGUCUGUCUAGUGGAAUUAAACAUAUGGCUGAAACCCUUAA